CCGUGCGGUAAAGUACCGAGUACGGAACAUCCGUCGAAUGUUUUUAUCCUUAUGUUUACAAAUAUGUCGUGUGGUGUAAACGUGUUCAUACCUUAGGCGAAACAAGUUUUAAAAGAUUAUCUUCUGGAGAGCAUAGGGAAUAAUUUGGGAAAAAGGUCCUACAUCUUUUAUUGUCUUGGUUAUAAGUUCUUUGAUAGAUAGGCUAGGUUACAUAUUAAAUAAGCUGUGUUUGUGUAAAUAACUUAGGUAUGUGAUGAAUGGAGAAAUUUCGGAAAAAAAGUUUUUAUUUUUAAGGUGAACCAAACACCACAAAAUGGCCCAAGAAAACGGCAACUCCUCCAUGGAAAUGGGAACCAGUGACCAGAUCCUGGUUGCUACAAAGAAGUCGAAGAAAACCACAUAUGCAAUCGGCUUCGUAGCAAUGUUGGUUGCGAUUGGUGUUGUUAUUACCCUCGUGGUGGUGCUCUCCGGGAACGAGGGAGCUGAAUCUGAACCAAUCUUAACAACCGAGGGGCCCACUUUUCCAACAACAAUACCGACAACGACCACUUCAACGACCACAACAACCACCACAACUACAACAGAAGCGCCUACAACACAGCCUCCGCUGCCGGAAAUAGAACUUGAAGAUAUUAUUAAUGGAGAAUAUUCUUCGCCUUCUUUCAACGGAACUUGGACUUCAGGAAACGAAAUAUUAUUCAGGAAUAGCAAUAACGACUUGGUGCUAUACGAUGUUGACACCGAUAGCCGGACGAUUCUUAUCAGGAACGAAUCUCAGAUAUUGCAACAAUCAUUCCGUGUGACAUCAUUAUCCGCUGAUGGGAACUAUGUGGUGCUUUCUUAUAACGAAGUUUCGGUAUACAGACAUAGUUUCAACGCUCGAUACACGGCUAUCGACCGCUACUCUGGACAAAUGAUCAACAUUGUCCCUCCAGGAGUGGCAGCAGAGGACGCGACCCUACAGAACUUUGUUUGGGGACCUUCAGGAACUUCUUUGUCAUUCGUCUACGCCAACAAUGUAUACUACCAACAGAGUUUAACUACCCCAGCGCAGCAGUUGACGACAACGGGUCUAGAAAAUGAUAUUUGCCAUGGAGUUCCUGAUUGGGUAUACGAGGAGGAGGUGUUUGGUUCCAACAAUGCAAUUUGGUUCUCGACUGAUGGUGCUAAGUUGGCGUACGCAACGUUUAACGAUUCUGAAGUCCGCGUGAUGAAGAUCCCUCACUUCGGAGUUCCUGGAUCUGUCGAGUAUCAAUAUACCACGCACCGAGAUAUUCGUUAUCCCAAGCCUGGCACUAAAAAUCCAUCAGUGAUGGUCACUAUUCGGAACAUCGCGACUAACACUGAUACAAAAUUAAAUGCGCCAUCUGAUCUUGAAGAACCAAUUUUGAAAACCGUAUCAUUUGUCGGGAACGACGAACUUGCUGUCAUGUGGACCAAUAGAGUUCAGACAGCAUUGAGAAUCGAUCUAUGCACGGAAGCAACUCAAUUAAUACCAGCCACUUGCAAUGCGAUCUACAGGUAUACUGAAGAUGAUGGAUGGAUUGACAACAUUCCUCUGCUAUUCAAUACGCAAGGAAAUGCUUUUAUCACCAUUUUGCCAGCGGAAGUGGGCGGUGUUCGUUACAAGCAAAUUGUGCAAGUAACAAAGUUGUCAACUUCCGGUUUAUGGAGUUCAUCGAAUCGCAUCAACACUGCUCACACCGUUGCUGAAAUUUUGCUAUGGACUGAUGAUAAUGUUAUUUGGUACAAAGCGACCGGUAUAACAGACAGGGCUGAGCAACACAUUUACACUGUGACCUCUGAUGGACAAGUGUCUUGCUUUACUUGUAACAUCAAACGACCCGACGGCAAACAAUGUUUGUACAAUGACGCAGUUAUUAGCACCGGUUCCCGUAUCACUGUCAACUGUGCUGGACCGGAGAUACCACAGAUCUACAUCUACGAUAAGAAUGGUACUUUAUUAACAGUAUGGGAUGACAACUCGAGAGUAGCAGAUUUGUUGGCCUUACACACUAUACCAGUGACAUUACAUCAAACGGUUACCGGCAUUGGUCAGACUGAAGCUGAUGUGAUGAUCCAGGUGCCAUCGGACUAUGCAUCCCGCACUAAUGUACCGCUUUUAGUUUAUGUUUAUGGAGGUCCGGACACGGCGCUGGUCACGAAGCAAUGGACUCUUGACUGGGGCACAUCUCUGGUCAAUCGCUACGGCAUUGCAGUUGCACGUAUCGACGGGCGAGGCUCUGGCUUGCAAGGAGUCGAAACUAUGUUUGCUGUGAACAGGAAACUUGGAACAGUUGAAAUUGAAGACCAGAUUUCUGUUACCAGAUACCUCCAGCAGAACCUGAGCUGGGUUGACGGUAACCGCACCUGCAUCUGGGGCUGGUCAUACGGAGGUUACGCUUCUUCUCUAGCGUUGGCUCGCGGAGGUGAUGUGUUCAGAUGCGCUAUUGCUGUCGCACCGGUGGUUGACUGGCGAUACUACGACACCAUCUACACGGAGAGGUAUAUGGACACUCCACAAAACAAUGUUCAAGGCUACUUGAACUCCUCGCUCUUGACUGACGAAGUGGUGGAGGCAUACAGAAACAAGCGCUACUUCCUUGUGCACGGCACAGAAGAUGACAACGUGCACUACCAGCACGCCAUGUUGAUAUCCAGACUGCUGCAGAGGCGAGAUGUCUACUUCCAUCAAAUGAGUUAUACAGACGAAGACCAUGGUUUGGGCGGUGUGAGGCCGCAUCUUUACCACGCACUGGAGAAGUUCCUAAAAGAAAACAUGUUUUAGAUGUAAUAGGAAAUUAUUAUUAAUUAAGUGAAUUUCUAUAAGAACAAAUGCAUUUUCUUGAAAUCCAUUCCAGUAAAGUAUUGUUACAAUAAUAAGUGUUAACUUUGAAGCAAGAUAUGAGAAGGGUAAAUGUGGGAGUGUCUUGGUACAAGAACUGUACUAGAUUAGAUACAUUAAAGUCCAGUUAUUUGGUGCUUGAAUACCAAAUGGCUGGACUAUUGAAGUUUUUUUUAUAGUCGAGGCUUUAUUAUUAUUUUUAAUAAGAGUUACCUUAACAAAGUAAUAAAAGUAUGCACUAAAAAUCAGUAAUUUGCAGCAAAAAUGCGAAAUUAAUGGACUUUUUAUAAUUUUACUAAUCAGUCCCGAUUAUUUCAUUAUUACUAACACGAUUUACCUUUCGAAUAUUUACAAACAAAAUAUUCGAAAGAAAACGAUAGAAGCGUAAUAGUAACAGUCCGGUCAACUGGUGUUUAAAUACUGAAGGACUGGAAUAUUAUGGAUUAUAAUAAAACAAUUCUAGAUCAUUAAUAGGAGCUUCCAAAAUAGUUCAAAUAAAAAGUGGUAGGAGCGCAAUAGAUAGUUACGUUAUAGUCCACUUAUUUGGUGUUUAAGUACCAAAUGGCUAAACCAUUAAGGAUUUUAAUCAACCAAUGCUAUUUUAUAAUUUUUUGGUUAACACGUAACAAGAUUAAGGUAAAAAUAUAUUUCCGAUCGUGUAUCAACUAGUAGUUUUCAACGAAUUGAGAUUUUAAUUUCAAUAUCUUAACCGCUCUGUAUGAAUUAUUAUGCACUAUCCAAUAACCUGUAAAUACAAGAUACCAAAAAAAGUUAGAGCUCUGAUAGUUAAUAAAGAUUAGUUCAGUCGAAUUAUUUAAAAAAAACAUUCAGUUCUGCCAAUUCGCAGGUAACUAAAAUAAAAUAUACCUUCCGAGUGUAAAUCCGUUCGGUAGCGGACGGGGACUCUGUUUUAUAAUAUGCUAAGGUAAAUUUUCCGUGUAUGAACUUGACAAAAACUUAUAUUAUUCGUUAACUCAGCUCCUAAUGUUCGUAGCGUGAUGGUAAUAUUAUAUGUAUAGGUAUAGAGAGGUAAAAUCCACGUACUUAAUUAGGUUACUUCACAUAUACAUACAACUUCUGGAUGGAAAUGGUUCUGGAUUCGUACUCUUAGUUUAACUUCCUACUAUUAAUCAACAACAUUAAUAUAUAGAAGAAUUAUAAAGUUUUGCUCAAAAAUUAUAUAGCCAAUUUGUUUA
Messenger RNA from Pararge aegeria (speckled wood butterfly), 4041 nucleotides. Its product is annotated as venom dipeptidyl peptidase 4-like. Gene Ontology annotation, molecular function: dipeptidyl-peptidase activity; serine-type peptidase activity. NCBI's taxonomy places the organism in Eukaryota, Metazoa, Arthropoda, Insecta, Lepidoptera, Nymphalidae. The record is from RefSeq and is a predicted model, not a curated record. The transcript has 18 exons. Gene Ontology annotation, biological process: proteolysis. The coding region runs from base 314 to 2788 and encodes 824 amino acids.